AUGUCGCAGCUGCACUAUCCCACAUACAGGCACUCGAGAAGCCGUCAAGUUGGGAUCCAAGAUCUGGUGCUGGAAGACGUCCUUAAGCUCGAAGCCACCCAAGGCGUCGUCUUAUCAUGGACGAUAUUGACGAGCUUUACGAACCCUGUCCCCGUCAUGAAGUGGUCCUUGGGGUCAACUUUUCGGAUACCACCCCGGUACCGCUCUGGCAUGCUCUGUUACGUAUGGCGGAGUCAGGCUGGAUUUCCCCCCAUUCGAUUAGGCGGACUGUGGCCAUUCCUGGCUAGAGAUCCCUUCGUCUGCAUUUGA
Molecule: messenger RNA, 309 nt
Organism: Metarhizium robertsii ARSEF 23
Lineage: Eukaryota; Fungi; Ascomycota; Sordariomycetes; Hypocreales; Clavicipitaceae
Exons: 1
Coding region: 1-309 (102 amino acids)
Source: RefSeq, a predicted model, not a curated record